Sarcophilus harrisii (Tasmanian devil) is the source of this 1318-nucleotide messenger RNA. It is a transcript of the gene NUP37, whose product is annotated as nucleoporin 37. Lineage: Eukaryota; Metazoa; Chordata; Mammalia; Dasyuromorphia; Dasyuridae. Gene Ontology annotation, molecular function: protein binding. The coding region runs from base 180 to 1160 and encodes 326 amino acids. Gene Ontology annotation, cellular component: nuclear pore outer ring. The record is from RefSeq and is a predicted model, not a curated record. The transcript has 10 exons.
GCCGGGUGCCGGGGCCAGACCGCGCGUGCGCUCGUGGCGGAGGCGGUGGAGGAUUGUCUCGCGCUUCCCCGGCGUGGUAGCGUCUGUCGGGCCGGGAAGCCCUUUCUCUCCCUCCUCCUCACUGACAACAGCCCUAGCGCUCCGCCGGACCGACGCCCCGGGUACCCAUUCCGCAGAAGAUGAAGCAAGAUAACUCUCGAAAUGCUGCCUAUACUGUGGAUUGUGAGGAUUAUGUUCAUGUGGUGGAAUUUAAUCCCUUUGAAUGUGGCGAUGCAGGAACCUUAAUUGCAUAUGGUGGCAAUAAUUAUGUGGUCGUUGGCACCUGUACAUUUCAGGAGGAGGAGGCAGAAGUAGAAGGGAUUCAGUACAGAACGCUGAGAACAUUUCACCAUGGGCUUAGAGUGGAUGCCAUUGCUUGGAGCCCAGAGACCAGGCUUGAUACUUUACCUCCGGUGAUCAGAUUUUGUACUGCAGCUGCUGAUAGGAAGUUGAGACUGUUCACUUCAGAUCUUCAGGAAAAAAAUGAAUACAAGGUUUUAGCCGGUCAUUCAGAUUACAUAAAUGAUUUGGUGUUUUCCCCCAAGGAAGGCCAAGAAAUUGCAAGCGUGAGUGAUGAUCAUACAUGCCGAGUCUGGGACUUAGAAGGAAAUCAGAAAGCUCAUUUUGUUCUCCGUUCCCCUGGAAGGAGUGUCUGCUGGCAUCCUGAAGAAGCUUGUAAGUUGAUGGUUGCAGAGAAGAAUGGAACAAUCAGGUUCUAUGAUCUCAUUACCCAGCAGGCUAUUCUGUCUCUUGAAUCUGAACAGAUGCCAUUAAUGUCAGCUCACUGGUGUUUAAGAAAUACCUUCAAAGUUGGAGCUGUUGCAGGAAACGAUUGGCUAAUCUGGGAUAUUACUCGGUCCAGUUAUCCUCAGGAUAAAAGACCUGUCCAUAUGGAUCGAGCUCACUUAUUCAGGUGGUCGACUGUUAAUGAAAACCUGUUUGCAACCACUGGCUACCCUGGCAAAAUGACCACUCAGCUUCUGAUUCAUCAUUUGGGGCACCCUCAGCCUAUCCUCAUUGGAUCUGCAGCUGUGGGAUCUGGUCUGUCCUGGCACAGGACUCUCCCUCUGUGUGCCAUAGGAGGUGACCACAAGUUAUUGUUUUGGGUGACUGAGAUGUAAAAAAUAUCUUCCUUGGACACUAAGUUCUCAAACUAUAUUUUUAAUAAAUAUUUUGGUUACAAUCUUUAUUUUUUAUAUUUCCAAUGUACUUAAACAGUCAAAUGUUUUAAUACUAAUGUCUACGUAUUUGGUCUUCUUAUUAAAUGAUUUAUUCAUAA